UGUGCCAUUAGGGCAGACAGGCGCUCCAUUCAUCACCUUAAACCCCCGCCACACAUCCUCCAUCGAUAAUGGAGAAAGACAACAACAACCCCGACUUCUCUCGGUUACAGAGUCAGACUGAAAAUAGCGUGAGGGCGACAUGAGGACACAAACGUUAAAGAGCACCAAAGAUUUUACCUGGAAAUAAACUGAUCCUUUAUAGGAAGUGCCAUCCUAGCAAAAAUGCAUCCGGUUUUUAAAAGCAGCAAAAGUGUUCACUGGGAACAAGCUACCCCCAGGAAACCGAACUGUAAGUCUUGCGACGUCCCAAUUCCUGACAUCCCAAAUCCUCCUGAGAUCCCCAUCCAAAGGGGUAACAGGCCAGACGACAAACAACACAAGCGGGAGAGAAGACAUGCUGCAAAAGCAGACCUUUCCCGUGAUGACAUGUUGUUCCUACUCAGUGUUCUGGAGGGAGAGCUUCAGGCGAGUGAUGAAGUCAUCGCAGCGAUGAAAUCAGAAAAGACGGACUUGGUUGUACUAGGGGCCCACUAUGGUUUCAUCGGCCUGGAGGGGGCGCUCCGUUCCUUGCAGAGAGACUCCAUGCGGUUGCGACAGCAGGAAAACCUACAGGAUGAGUGGAAAACACCUACAGCUGAGAUGAAUAACUUCACAAAGUUGCAGAAACUCUCAUUCAAACGGAUGCAAGACAAACUUCUAGAGGUAUCGAGCAGUUACCGUGACGCCAUACACAAGAUUGAAGAGCAAGAAAGGAGCCACCGGGAUUUCGUGCAUAAGAGCAACUGUAUUACAAUGUUACUGGAGGAAGACAGGGAGAGGUUGGUGCAGCACACUACCUAAUGGU
Nerophis ophidion (straightnose pipefish) is the source of this 844-nucleotide messenger RNA. Its product is annotated as filamin A-interacting protein 1-like. NCBI's taxonomy places the organism in Eukaryota, Metazoa, Chordata, Actinopteri, Syngnathiformes, Syngnathidae. Bases 223 to 840 code for a protein of 205 amino acids. The transcript is spliced from 4 exons. The record is from RefSeq and is a predicted model, not a curated record.